AUGUUUCGCGCCAAGGUGGCGGCGAGCCCGACGCUUGGCAUCCUCAAACUCGCAACACGACGGCGCUAUACGCUUCGGCAUGACCCGUGCCUCUUCGUCACGAGCCUCUUCAUCUCGGUCUCGAUGAUCAUCAUGCCGCUCGAAGCGUACGUCUCUGAGAUGCUGCCGUGGACCUCCCUCGCGCCGUUCAACCCGCCGUUUGCGACCUUUGCCGAGUUCAAUGCCACGACACUAGCGACCCGCAACAGCUACGUGCUUCGUCGCCUCGUUUGCCCUCUCAAUGAUUCGUCCAUGACUGACGGCUCGACACAAUGCUUGGCGUCCUUUCUGGUGGGAUUACCCGGUGUGCUCUUCUAUGGCCCCGCGAUGAACGAUUUACUGAGUACGUUUGCAGCGUCGGGGGACGCGACGACCUCCGGCACGUGCUUGACGGUGACCUUUCUCUCGCUCCCAAUCGCCAACGAGUGCUUGUGGCUUCAGCGCGGAAACGACUUGGCCAUGACGAAUCAAAGCGAGGAUUUUACCUUGACGUUUGCGCUGACGCAGUACCCGUACCCGUGGCUGCUCUGGCUCAAAUUUGUGACGCGCGUCGUCUCCACGAGCAAGCCCCGGCACGGCGCGCUGACCAAUUUUACCAAGUACGCGAGCUUCCACGACGCCAUUUCGGGCACGUCGUAUGGCGGCCUCAUGUAUGCACUAUUCGAUUGGAACCCGCGGUACAAAGCGGCGCCAACCAUGAACCUCCGCGGCGCCGACUGCUUCCUCCUCUGCUACUGCAACGACCACCUCGCGUCCAGAAUUCGACUCAGCCUCCUGCACGCGCUCGACUGCAAUCUCAGUGACCCGCAACUCGCAAUCCGCAUCAACCCAAGGCCCUCACUGUACCCUGCGAACGCACUUGAGAUCACGCGACUCGCGUCCGAGAAAGGGUCGUUGGACGAGGCAUUGCAAAUCGUACUCUCUCUACCGCGCAAGCCGUCACUGUGGUGCAUCUAG
Molecule: messenger RNA, 996 nt
Organism: Saprolegnia parasitica CBS 223.65
Lineage: Eukaryota; Oomycota; Saprolegniomycetes; Saprolegniales; Saprolegniaceae
Exons: 5
Coding region: 1-996 (331 amino acids)
Source: RefSeq, a predicted model, not a curated record